Messenger RNA from Lates calcarifer (barramundi perch), 2398 nucleotides. RefSeq names its product haloacid dehalogenase-like hydrolase domain-containing 5. Gene Ontology annotation, cellular component: mitochondrion. The coding region runs from base 231 to 1556 and encodes 441 amino acids. The transcript is spliced from 8 exons. The record is from RefSeq and is a predicted model, not a curated record. Gene Ontology annotation, biological process: glycerophospholipid biosynthetic process. Lineage: Eukaryota; Metazoa; Chordata; Actinopteri; Centropomidae.
CAGAUGCAGCUUUACACAGCUCCUUCCGGCACAGAUGCAGCAAGAGACCCUCCUACUCCUCAUAUGUCGUCAUCGGGUCUCGCCCAGUCAAAUGAACGGGCGAGAGAAUAUCAGAAAAAAACAAGCCGAGCAGCCUGCGCGGCCGGAGCGAGCCGGCUCAUGGUUCAUGCAGGGUUCCUAUUCUUUUUUCUAAACCUUUUUUUUUUAGAACCCGGUGAUAAAUAAAGGAGAUGAAGGGACUCCUGCCGCUUUGCCGGGGCUUGUACACCCUGAGUAACCGUCAAGCCAGACGAAAAGCUGGGAUUGUCGGUUCUCGGUGCGGGUUUUGCGGAACUCAGUCUAAUAGCAAGCCACAGCCAAGUUUUGGGCUGUUGUUCGACAUUGAUGGCGUACUUGUCCGGGGAAGGUUGCUAAUCCCUGCCGCAAAAAAGGCGUUCGAGAAGUUGGUUGACUCUCAGGGACAAUUUGUGGUGCCAGUUGUUUUUGUCACAAAUGCAGGGAACUGCCUCAGACAAACAAAAGCAGACCAGCUUUCUCACAUCCUGGGAGUACCUAUCACACAAGAUCAAGUCAUCAUGUCUCAUAGUCCCCUGAGGAUGUUCAAGAAGUUCCAUGAUAAGUGUGUGCUGGUGUCAGGACAGGGGCCAGUCAUGGAAAUUGCUAAAAACGUGGGCUUUAAGAAUGUUGUCAGUAUUGAUAUGCUGAGGGAAUCGUACCCACUGCUGGACAUGGUAGAUCACAACAGGAGACCCAAACUGCCGUCCAAUCCUGUUGGCAACCUUCCUAAGGUUGAAGCUGUGGUUCUGUUCGGGGAGCCGAUUCGAUGGGAGACCAACCUGCAGCUGAUAAUUGACGUGUUGUUGACCAGUGGUAACCUCAGCAGUGUUCACCAAACCCAAAAGAUGCCUCAUCUCCCCUUGCUUGCCUGCAACAUGGAUCUCAUGUGGAUGGCUGAAGCACAUUCUCCACGGUUUGGCCAUGGGACAUUUCUCGUGUGCUUAGAAAACAUAUAUAAGAAGAUAACAGGUAAAGACCUGAAGUACGAGGCUCUCAUGGGAAAACCUAGUGAGCUGACCUACCAUUUUGCGGAAUACCUCAUCAGAAGCCAGGCCAUGCAGCGGCAAUGGAAACUUCCCAUCACCUCCCUCUAUGCUAUCGGGGAUAACCUUAUGACUGACAUCUAUGGCGCCAAUCUGUAUAACCGCUACCUGGAGGAGAGAGUUGCCAGAAAGAACCCCAAAGCCAUCGCUAAGAUGGUGGUCGCCACAGGAUCCACCGCUCCUGUGCCCCAGGAGGAGGAGAUCGACAACCUGUGGGAGAGCGAGCUAGCGCUGCCCUCCGCGACUUCCUGCAAGUCAGUCCUAGUCUGCACAGGGGUCUACAACCCUAAUGCGGAGGUGCCGUCUGAUGCAAGCCACUGCAUCAAAGAAACUGUGUUUCAUGGGCACCGGGACUUCAGAUUUGACCCUGCGCUUGUGGAACCAGGCCACAUUGUUCAGGAUGUGGCAGAAGCUGUUGACCUAAUCUUUGAGCAGGAGAAGUUUGUGCCUCAGUAGAGAUUUGAGCUAACAGGUUCUGUGUGAUCAUGGAGGCCCUUGUAGAGGAGGAGUGAGGCAUUAAACUGGGUAUACCAUUUAAUGCAUAAACCUGUAGGAGCCUAACACUGUGGACAUUGUUUAACCACUUGACAGGGCAUUGACAAAAUAUGGGUCAUCUUUUAAACUUUCAACAUUGAGACAAACUUUAGAGAAAAUUAAUCAUGUAACUGUUACUGUCAACUGCUCUUUUAUAUUGUUUUUGUGAUAGUCUUUAAUUACCUGUUUUUCAUUAAGGAAAAGUGUAAAGACUGCCUUAUUUGACCCUACUAAAUAUUUUUUUAGAUGAUAGUAAUGUUUUAGAUUAUUACAAAUCCUGAAAUCAUCCUAUAUUUAUUAUAAGAAUUUACCAGUGUUUUUAAGAAACAUAUUCAGAUAACAUUUGACUUUUACUCUCAAGGUGACAUUUUAUUAUUGCAUUUUUAGUCAUUUGUUUACUCAUUUAUCCUGCAGAAUCUAUGCAUGAAUAUAAGAGUUAAUAUUGUAAAAACAACUGUUUGAUGUGCAAUAUUGUCCUCUAAUAGUACUGUCUGUCUUCAUUAUGUCUAGUUGUGAGAGCCUUGACCAGUAUUUGCACAGAUCAGAGACUUUCAUCUUUGUUAAAUGUUACCAUAUCCUCCUGCCGUGACCUGUUAAUUAUGAUGUAGAAAUUUUAAUUCCUGAAGGAAAAGCGAACUAAACUUUUGUUUAGAUACAAGUAGAAUGCUAAUCAAAAGCUUUUACUGCCCCAUAUUUGACCAUUUGUAGUAAUUCAGUUACUGCAAAUACCCUAACUUAAGAAAAUAUAAGGAAGUUACGCAACA